Messenger RNA from Nicrophorus vespilloides, 1373 nucleotides. Its product is annotated as fork head domain transcription factor slp2-like. Gene Ontology annotation, cellular component: nucleus. Gene Ontology annotation, molecular function: DNA-binding transcription factor activity; sequence-specific double-stranded DNA binding. The record is from RefSeq and is a predicted model, not a curated record. The coding region runs from base 386 to 1270 and encodes 294 amino acids. NCBI's taxonomy places the organism in Eukaryota, Metazoa, Arthropoda, Insecta, Coleoptera, Silphidae. The transcript has 2 exons. Gene Ontology annotation, biological process: regulation of transcription by RNA polymerase II.
ACAACGAGAAGUGUUGCUGUAAUCCAUUGACGAUUAGGAAAAGAAUAUUUUAGCCGACAAUUUUUUGAGAAAAUCGACGCAUCGUAACUUUUAAAGGGGAUUCUUCUAUUUUGAGAAAAACGUGGUUGGGACUCAAUACUGUACGGUGCACAAUUGAGAAAACAAAGUGGAUCAACUCCUGGAUCCUCUCGCCCUCCCGUCGUGAUGUUACAACAUAGGAACCGCCUUUGUUAUCGGUAAAUAGGGGGCGCGUCGAGAAUCCGGAUUGGCUGCAAGGCACGACCUUCCAGUAUAACCAUGGGUAUAUAAGGCCCGACGUGGCCUUCCACAGUCAGUAUUGAGUUAGCAUUAGAACUGUUCGCACCACAUCUUCGCCCCAACCGAAAUGGUACAAUCAGUAAAAAUGCAAGUCUCAAUGAAAUCAACAUCGUUUUUGAUCAGCUCCCUCAUCCCGGAAAGUGUAAAAGAUGAGAGAAUAGCCCAAAUACCAUCACCAGUGUCAGAUAUAAGUGAUAGCAGCGAUUUAGAUGUUACCACAACUCCACCGCCAUUGGAUUGCAGCAACAAAUCUGGAGAUGAAAAGGAAGAAGACAAAGCGAAAAAAUCGAAAGAUAAGCCGCCGUACAGUUACAACGCGUUGAUCAUGAUGGCCAUCAGGAAUAGCGAUGAACAACGACUAACAUUGAACGGAAUCUACGAGUACAUCAUGUCGAAUUUCCCAUACUACAGAGAAAAUAAACAAGGAUGGCAAAAUUCUAUAAGACAUAAUUUGAGUUUGAAUAAAUGCUUCGUGAAAGUUCCGCGACACUACGACGAUCCUGGAAAAGGAAACUACUGGAUGCUCGAUCCAUCUGCGGAAGACGUCUUCAUCGGUGGUACUACUGGAAAGCUUCGACGACGAACAACACCGGCAUCGCGCUCUCGCAUGGUCCCCUUCAAACGUUCCAUGGUGUUCUCCUCCUACCCAACCCCAUACCAACCCUACAACCCCAUGAUGGGACUUUACCAAAAUCAAGCGGUAAUAGCUUCUAUGUACAAUAGAUACAGUCCACCAUUCCAACCCAUGACGAUGGUCCCGAAACCCCAUCAUUUCCCAUCUACAUACAUUGCUCCCCAGUACGAAAUUUUCCAUGGAAUCACGAUGCCGACGCAACAGUAUCCCAUGCUAAACCAAACCAUGGCGCUGUCGCCAGUCAGCAGUUCGGGUAGUCCGGAACCCAAACCGGUCGACAUCUUUAAACCAUUGGCAGUCCUCACUCGACCCAAUUGAUUUAAUAUGUUACCUAAUUCAGCUAAAGCUCAUUGUGAUCUCUUUAUUUAAUUUAUAUUUAACCAAAAAAUUGAUUUUUUUGUAAAUUUGUACAUAAUUCCUG